UCACGGCACAAUAACCGGCCGCGCCGCAUUGCUCGUGUUGCGUAACUUUCAUCGGGAAGGUUUUAAACGCGUAAACCAGAACCCCAAAACCAGUUUUAUUCGGACGUUUAUUCAUUUAUAUCCUCGCAGUGUUUACUUGUGACUGUCGGUAUGUUGUGAUGGAGUGAACGCGUGUUUUCAUCUGGUGGUCUUUGAUUCCCGUCGCUUCCUGUUUUGUAUUUUUGUGACUGCAGUUCGGUUUUGAGUAACGUAACGUUAAUUCACGACGUUUCUUUUAGUUCGUCUCAUACUCUCCCCUUUCGUCCCUUUCGUCGUUUUGUUGUAAAUACGACAGAAAACUACAUCAAAGAGGCGGGUUUUAUAUUUUCUGUCAGCGCAACUUCGCCAAGACUUUCGUUGCUAGCAGGCUAGUACGCUAGGCUAGCUGACCAGACCGCCACCUAUGUAAACGUACACGAUGUAAACAUGCAGGAAACAGAGUUUUGCUUGUUUGGUUUUAUUACAUUUUAUUUUUAAAUUAAGUGUGAACGUGCUCGAGUGGGACUCUGGAGAACAGAAAGCUUUCAGCUAUCGUCAGGAUAUUUGCCCGAACAUGACGUGCGUCUUCCAGGGUCCCAUAGGGUAACGUUUCUCAUCAGCGGAGAUCAUGGACAGCUCAGUGACCCUGUGGCAGUUCCUGCUUCAGCUUCUGUUAGAUCCCAGUCAUGAGAAGCUGAUCUGCUGGACCAAUGAAGAUGGAGAGUUUAAACUCUUGCAGGCAGAGGAGGUGGCCAGAUUAUGGGGUGCCCGCAAGAACAAACCCAGCAUGAACUACGACAAGCUGAGCCGGGCUCUGCGUUACUACUACGACAAGAACAUCAUCAAAAAAGUCAACGGGCAGAAGUUUGUGUAUCGCUUUGUGUCCUACCCUGACAUUCUGAAGGGAGAUGUUACAACCACGACAGAGGGUGCAGAUGGGGGCUCAGGUGGGGCUCUGUCCCUUCCUGACAGACCCACACACAUCCCCGGGGAUAAAGAGAGCAAAUCGGCGCCGGACCGAGGCGGCGGAACACUGGGUCAGUCCAAAGCACCCAGUCGAAACGACUACAUCCACUCCGGCUUGUACACGUCCUUCACGCUGAACUCGCUGCAGUCAGGAACACAACUCUUCAAAUCCAUCAAGAUCGAAAACCCAGGAGAAAAGCUAUUGGAGAAAAGGGUGAACCAGGACUCGCCCCAACCACCCACAGUCAUUAAAUUCGGGACCAAUCAACAGAAUAGGACGACCACACAGUCUCCUACAGAGAGGCCUGAACUUCAAGUGGCCCUCAUGCCUGCCAGGACAGAGUCAGAAAUCAAACACACAGGCUUUUCACAUGUGGCUUUUUUUGUGGAGUCGCCCCCUAUAGAAACGACCACGUCGAUGGGCUUCCCGUUCUCAGGAAUCUCUCCAUCGCUAGUCUCUCGAUAUCAUUCGUCCUCAUCAUCUCAAAUGACUGAUUCACAGGAGCUGGAGAUUGACAGCGAAAUAGAGUCGGUCUCCUCCCAGCCUUCAGAGAUUCAGCUGCAGGUUUCCAAGGACAUGUUCUUUCAGGCAUCCCAUUCUCCACCUCAGAGUCACAGCGGAAAGUCUAAGAAACCCAAAGGCCUGGAGCUGAUGCCCACGCUGGUGGUGACCAGCUCUGACAUCAUCAGCCCUCUCAAUCUAAGCCCCUCCCUGCCUACAGCCUCUCUCACUCCAGCCUUUCUGCAGACGCCCCUGCUGCUCACCCCUAGUCCUCUUCUAUCAAAUAUCCAUUUCUGGAGUACGCUCAGUCCGGUCGCACCCCUAAGCCCCGCCCGCAGACAGGGCCCGCAUUCCCUUUUCCAGUUUCCUUCUGUGCUGGGCUCUAGUCAGUUCACCGUACCCGCGCAUAGUUUAAACGGCACCGACACGCCGGGCCUAAUCUCGCCCGACCCUCAGAAGACGUAAGGAGGCCGGUUGACCAGCAUGCUUCAUCUUUGCCCCGUAUUCUUAAUGCAGGUUAACCUCAUUUUGUUCACCCCGUUCAGGUAACGAAGAUUUAUGACCUUCCUUUAAAUGUCAGGAGUGUCCGCUUGACUCUUGAUGUUGUAAAAAUCCCUGCGGAUACCGUUCUCUGGUGUGUGUCUCUGCAGGACAGUUCUUGCGUUUCUCUUUCCAAAUUUGCUGGCCUUCAGGGAUUGGCUUUAAAAUGAUCACCAUGUCCUGGUAGCAGAUGGUUGGAGAUCUACGCAUCUGUUACUAUGGUGACAAAAUGAGCAUCCUUUAUUUGUUUAUAUCGUAGAAGGACCAGAGAGGUGUUGAUUCACCUUUACCCAGGUUUGCCUUUUGUUUGGGAAGGUCCUCAAACAAACCUGCCUUGCUAAGCCAUGCCGCCCCUUUUUUGCCUUGGGAUUUUGAUAAAGGUGAUAUGACGUCUCUUAUCUUGCACCUUCCGACACUCUGCACUUCGAUGUGUUUUGUCACGGUAACCACAUGAUUAGCACUUAGAUAUAAACAAGCUGCACUGAGGUCCUGUCAAGAAAGCAGGAAUUUGCAGAGAAACAUCAAGAGCAGAAUGAACACAUUUGCUAUGAAUGAUCAAAUAUAAUAUGUUUUAUAUGGAACAUAAUUUACGAGUAGAAGUCACCUCCAUUUGCAAAGUUGAUCAAAUGUGCAUCUUAAAUUCAUAAUCCCAUUUUAGUUUCAUAUGCAUGACAUAUUUUUGGUGCAUUUUGGCGCACAGGUUCAGCCUCAAACAUUUCUGGUCCUUUGACCAUGCCAUACAUUUUCGAGGGCCAAUUUGGCGGCGCCCUUGAUGCAUACUCUGUGACUUUGUGACAAACACGCCCCAACCUCACCGCACCAUUAGCGUUACACUGCCAGACACCGUGCUCAAAUGAUGCUAAUAAUAAUGCACGUCUCUUCACACAAACCAUUUCCCCUUUCUGAAAGACUGGAAGCCAUUAGAAACAAUGUCCGUUUGGUGAGAAAAACCAGACGCUUCGCUUCACUUGAGUAGACUGCUGAUUCACCAUUAGGCUAAUGGAGAGUACAAAACGCAGAAUGAGUGAAACGGCACCAGCUCCGUGUUUAAAACCGUUUGGCCACAUCCAUCCAUUAGGAUGAUGGUAUUGGUGGAGAUCGGUUGGACGUGUAAGCCAGAUGCUUUAAAUCAUUCCUGUACUUGUCAGCUUUCCAGCAUCGUGCAAGAUGAAGUUCCUUUGCAGAAUCAUAGCAUCUGAGAUUUGAGAGAUUUUGCUGUGUGAUGUACGAUUAGUGUUGUUUGUUAUGUUUUCUUGAUGUAGCUAAUCUUGUAGAUAUAUAUGUUUAUCUUGUACGGGCAUAUGAUUCAGUAGGAAACUGAAAGCGUUGUAAGCAUAACCAAAUUCUUUCAGCCAGUGAAAUCACUUUGGGAUCCAAGGAGGAUCAGAUUCUGCGUGGGAAAUCUUGUACAACACCGGCAGAGAUUGCUUAACGUCUGUACCAAAUUAUACAAGAGCUGUUUGCAAUCCUCAUCUGAUCUCAGAGCAGCAUCGCAGUUCGUUCAGUACAUCUUCAUUCUCGCAUAUAAACUUAUUAAGAGUAUCAAUGGCCAAAUGUUGCACAAUAUAAACCCUACCUCUCUGCUCGACAAACUCAAGCCAUGAUUUUAAACUGAUGUACUUUAGGUGCGAAACUGGAACGUGAGGCGUAAAGUUGACACUUUGUUUGCAGCUAAUGUGCUUUUCACCUUGGUGUUAGAAAACGGAGCGUUUUAGUCCCUCUUUUGUAAGACCAUUUUAAAUGCAAUGAUAAGAAAGGGAAAUGUUUAUAUAAAAACUAUUUCAGCAUCUCAAGUCAAGGUCUCAGGUAAAUGAUUACCCACAAUCCUUAUCCUUUCACAAAACGUUACAUGCCCAAUCAACUCCAUGAAGUCCCUUUGACAUGACUCGUAACACGAAUUCACGUGGAAUUUCUUAAUCUCUGAAUGUCAUGAUUUGCCUUUGACGUUGUUUUACAAACUAACAACAAAUUAAUUUAGCUGUUCAUGCUGACACUAUUGGAAAAAUAGCGUCGAAAUUAAAAUGGUUUUAAGUUUAAGCAUCAAUUGACAGCGUUUUGAACUGUUUUGUUUUUUAAGUUCAAUGAAUCCAAACGUUUGAGUCAUGUGAAAGGGUCUUUAUGGUGAGAUGGUGUUUUGUAAGAUCAAGUAGAAAUGUUUACUAAAAUGGCUAUUUUACAUGGUGCCUUGAGGUCCUGUUGUCAGUUGUUUCUCUAUUCUUAAUGACUAGUCUUUGUCCUGUAGAGCUAUUGAAUUAAAACACAAUUUCAUUUAUUAAAGAGAUGUUUUGGAAUACAGCUUCUUAAAUUAAUUUGACUGGUUUUCUGUAAAUGUAGAUUUAUAAUCAACCUGGACUAUUUCUUUAAAGUAACAUGUCACGAACAAGCUGUUGGGUAAUAAAAGCUCAAAUCUGUUCAGGAUAGUAUUUAAGAUUCAUUAGAUAAUGGAUCGUUUGAAACAUUGUUUACUCCUCAUUAUUUAAGUAUUUUCAGGAUGUACUCAUGGAUAAUGUCAGGCAUUGAAACCUUUAUAGCCAUGUUAGUCACCUUUGUGAUACAAGGGUGCAAAUGUAUUUCCAACAGCAACAUUAUUUUUUAACAUUAAAGGAACGUUUUUGUAAAUGUCUCUGAUCUGUUGUUUUCAUAUAAUGAAACUCAGCAGUGAUUCAUAAUGACAAUUAGUAUUUGUUGGCAACGACUACGUGUUCUUUUAAUGUUCCUUAAAGGGAUAGUUCACCCAAAAAUAUUUUUUUUGCAAUGAGUUACUCAUCCGCGUGUUGUUCCAAACCUGUGUACAUUUCUUUGUUCUGUUGAACACACAGAAAGAUAUUUGGAAGAAUGUUAGCAACUAACAUUUCUGGGGCACCAUUACCUAUGAGAAAAUAAACAUUUGUUUGUUCUGUUAAACACACCAGAAGAUAUUUUCAAGAAUUUAGGUAACAACCACUGACUACCAUUUUUGACUCCCCCAGAAAUCUCAGUUGAUAACAUUCUUCUAAAUACCUUCCUAUGUGUUUGACUUAAGACAAGACAUUUUUACAGCUUGGGAACAACUUAAGGAUGAGUAAUUCAUGACAGAAUGAACAUUUCGAGUGGAAUAUCUCUUAAACAAGGUGAAUUAACACUUUUAUUGUACAUAAUUCGAUGUGAAUUGAUCUGUUUUCCAGAGAUUUUGUUGUAAAAAGAUGUUUUGGCAUUCCUACAGCGUUCAGACUGUAUUUGGUUACUCUUGUAUUGUAAGCACUGCACAUGCAGACGUCUUCUCAUCAGGGGCGUACAGAGUUGCUUUACACCUUUAUAUUGUAACUGUUUUUUUGUGCAGCAUGCAAUGUGAGUUACUUCUAUAAUUUUUGUUAAAUGCUCCCUCAACCGCACAGUUGCUUUGUGUUCGGGGGAAAGCAGCUCAACAUAAUCACAUUUGAUAAAUCUCUUUUUUUACAUUUGUUAUAUAGUCAUUAGAUUUGUUUUGUUUCCCUGGAAAUUUAAAUUGCUCUUGUAAUGGAUAAAAAUGGAUUUGUUGUAUGUGUUUAGCCUAUAAGCAAUGAUGUCACAUGUUUUUGUUCCCGCUUUGAUGCGUUUUUUUAUUGUAGCCUAAAAGAACAUCUGUUGUACUCAAUGUGAAUUUAAAGCACUUCAAUUUGUCUUUGUUUUCCCAUCUUUCCUUCGCUUGGCACUUUUGUAUUUUUUGGAAUCUGUUGUAAAGUUAGAUUCUUGUUUUAUUAAUGAUACACCUACUACAAAAACAGUUUGGGAUUAAACAUUAGGCAUCUAUGCAUCCAAGAUUUUGCUUCACAGAGAAGAUUUUAUAAAUGUUAAAAAGAAAUAUUCAGAAGAGUUUAGUGUGUUUUAUGAUCUCUCUAGAUUAAGAUUUUAUUGCAGAAAACAUAAAAGGCCUGUAUUAAGGUAGUUUAAUAAAAAUGAGGUAAAUGAUCUGGAUUUGAUACAGGUUUAGCCCUUUUAUUGAUGUUCUUUGACUUGUACUGAAACACUUUUCUGCACUGUACUUGAAGAUGAUUUCUGAGAAUAUUUUGUGAAAAGGGACUAUGUAUAAAUCAAAAAGUAAAAAGAAAAGUGAUACAACAUUGACACCAAAUGUUUUAUUCGAUAUUUUUGUGCAAAUGUAUUUUCAGACUCAAAUGUUUACAGAUCUGUGUUUAUUGCCGUACAUGUUGUACCAAUCUGUGGAUGUCAGAAGGGAAGGCCAUUUUUAAUAAAAAAAACCUAUUACUAUGA
This is a messenger RNA of Triplophysa dalaica, 6256 nucleotides long. RefSeq names its product ETS transcription factor ELK4 (gene elk4). Gene Ontology annotation, molecular function: sequence-specific DNA binding; DNA-binding transcription factor activity, RNA polymerase II-specific. Gene Ontology annotation, biological process: cell differentiation; regulation of transcription by RNA polymerase II. The transcript is spliced from 6 exons. The record is from RefSeq and is a predicted model, not a curated record. Bases 647 to 1951 code for a protein of 434 amino acids. Gene Ontology annotation, cellular component: nucleus. Lineage: Eukaryota; Metazoa; Chordata; Actinopteri; Cypriniformes; Nemacheilidae.